CAAUCGACUUUUGUAUCCAAAUCAUCCCACUUUCAUUCCAGUCCUGACAAUACUCUUACAGCCUUUGAUUCUACUUUUUCCAUGGCCAACAUUCUCGCUUUGAUCCAAACGGUGGUUCCUGUGCCUCUACUUGGCCCAAUCAUCAAUAUUGUCGAGCUUAUUUCGACUGGCAUUCUGGGCAUGAGAGCCAACCAGUUUGCUUUCCGUGCAUUUGGUGAACGACUUUGUCUGUUUGUGGUCACUCUCAAUGAACAUGCCAAAAUCAAAAGCUCCGAUGGUGAUGUUCCUGCAGUCAUCAAGGACAAUAUUUCUGCUAUUCAAAAACUGAUGGAGCAGAUUGAGGAUUAUGUUGAUAGACAUACCAGAAUGAACGUUAUCAGGCAGUUUCUAAAGCAUUCUGAUAUUACUCGUCGUUUAGAACUAUUUGAUCAGCAACUAGUAUCAUACACACAGAAUUUGCAAUUGAGAAUUCAGUUUGAUCAGCAUCAGAUGGUUGCUGAAAUCAAAAAUGAUCAGAUGAAUACACUUCAAGCAUUGGAAAAAAUGCAGAUUAAUGAACAGCUUCUUGAAACGCUUGUAGACAUUGACCGUCUUGAUAUCGACGACUUUUCUCCUGAACUUCGUCCUCAAGUUCAAAACCUACUUAAAAAUGCUAGAAACCACAUCUCAAACAGAUCCACACGAGGUCUCAAGUCAAGUAAAGACUGGACUGUGGAAAAUUUCGAGGUUGAAAUAGAUUAUCGCAAUCCGAUUGGACAAGGUGGGUUCGGUGUUAUUUACAAAGGUCGUUGGAAGGGCCAAACAGUUGCUGUCAAGGUGGUUUCUUCUUCCCACAGAACCGAUGCAUCAGAUCUCAUAGAAAAAGAGGCUGCAAUCUGGUAUAAUCUAAACGAUCCCAAUAUUGUCAAGCUCUGGCGUGUUUGUGUAAAUGCUGAUAAUCCAUUCAUUGUCAUGCCUCUUAUGCGCUGCGACGCAGCAGCAUAUAUUCGAGAUAACCCUCAAACAGAAAUGGCGGUUCGUACGUAUAUUAUAUUGCAGAUUGCUAGCGGCAUGAAAUACCUGCAUGAUUUGUCUCAUCCAAUUAUUCAUGGAGAUCUCAAGGCCAAUAAUGUGUUGAUUGGGAUGAAUGGAGAAGUUGCUUUGUCCGACUUUGGCAUGGCGUCACUCAAACAAUUUUGCUACAGCAAAAACCAUCACGAACCACAGACUUUUGCUACUCGAUGGAUCGCCCCGGAAAAAUAUAAUGCCGAUUAUACUUCAGCCACGCCAGCUGAUGUAUUUUCAUUUGCCAUGACUUGUGUAGAGAUUUUAUCGGGUCAAGCUCCAUUCCCUGAUGAAAAAUACGAUGAUGUGGUUAAAGAUGCCAUUAUCUCGGGAAGUCGACCGAAACAACCUCCAGGGGUUUCUGAUGCUUUAUGGCAAAUUGUAACAAGCUGUUGGCAUCACGAUCCAGAACAGCGUCCUACCUUUGGUCAUGUUAUGAGCAGGCUUACUCGUGAGCAUACCAAGCGUCUUCCGCCUUUUAAUGCUGAUUCCUUUCAAAGUUUAUCCCACAUUUAUCCAGUGAAUGAGGACAAUGUCAAACAGCCUAUUCUCCGUGCUGGUUAUGAUGGACGCAUUCAUGAAUUGCGCAUUUUGAACAUGCCGAUUCGUAAUCCUCUGCCAUCCGAGAUUGUACUUUUUGCAAAUCUUGGUCACUUGUGGAUUGAGCGCUGCUGUUUAAAUGGACAUAUUCCGUCAACGAUAGGCAAUCUGACUUCCAUUACUCGACUUGAUCUUACCAAUAAUGAGUUGUCAGGGUCAAUACCUGAAUCUAUUGGAAAUCUACAUCAGUUAAAGCAUCUUGAUUUGAGUUGUAAUAAGCUAUCUGGAUCCAUCACACCAUCGCUAUUUAACCUUGUCCAACUUGAAUUUCUCAAUUUAAGCACCAAUAGUUUAUCUGGAGUAAUCCCUAAUGAGAUUGGACAACUAUGGAGGCUCAAGGGAGUCGAUUUGGAGGGAAAUAAAUUUAAUGGGCGAAUUCCUAGCGGAUUGGGUAAUCUCAAGCAGCUCCAGACACUGGAUCUUUCCAACAAUGAGUUUUCAGGCGAUGUUUCACCAGAAUUGUCUAAUAUGCAAUCUCUGACUCAACUCAUGCCAUUAGGAUACAGAGACGGUCAUAUGCAAAACCCAUCUCAUACUAUCUGGAAACCUCCAUCUGUUCCUGCAGCAUCUCCGGCAUUGACAGAUACGCCAUCUGUAUGGACAGCAUUCAAAAAUCCCGAAGGAAAACCUUAUUAUUUCAACAGUGUUACUCAGCAAAGCGUAUGGGACAAGCCAGAUGAACUAAAAACUCCACUCGAGCUGAUACUGGAUGCUUCCCAUUGGAAAGAAUACGCUACUCCGGAAGGGAAAAAGUACUAUAGCAAUUCUGAAACCAAAGAAACUGUGUGGGAUCUACCAGCAGAGAUUCAAGAAAAACUCAAAAAGGAAAUGGCAGUAAAGGAGGAAGUUGAAAAGAAAGAAAUUGAAAAGAACGAUAAAAUUCCCGAUCCAUCUGGAGCAGCUGUCUUAGGUCUUGACACUCCCCAAGUCGCGGUGGCACAGAUCGUUCUUGAUUUUAAAACUAAAGAAGAAGCCGAAGAAGCUUUCAAGAAAAUGCUUUGUGAAACACCUGGCAUUGAUUGCACAAGUUCUUGGGAAUCAGUUAUUCGAAAAACAUAUAGCAAGCCAUACUAUCGAUCUCUUAGAACACUUGCUGAACGCAAGGCAACAUUUGAAAAAUGGUGCCGAGACACUCGCUUAGCUCAAAGCGAUGCUAGACGUGAAAAGAAAGAAAAGGAUCGCGCUGCACUUAUAGCUUUGUUUAAAUCGCAUCCUGAAAUUACUGGAAAUACCCCAUUUGCGACUGCUACCUUUAUACUAGCAAAAGAAGGCGAUUUUGCCAAUGUGGAAAAGGAAUUUAGACAACUCGUAUAUCAGGAAUAUACUGAUAAGCUUGUCAAAACUGAACAGGAAGCUGCGCGUGAAUUACGGCGUAAAAAUAAGGAAAAGGCAAAAGCCAUUUUUAAUGAACUACCAAUUACAUACAAAACGACUUGGAAAGAGGCACAGGCCAUUAUGUCUGAGCAUGGUGGUUUCCGUGCAGAUGCAGAUCUUAAUGCAAUGGAGCCCGUGGAUAUUUUAACUGUAUUUGAAGACCACGUUAUUACUUUGGAUACUGCUGCUCGACAUGAUCGCGAUACAUGGCAACGUGCUAUUCGACGCAAAGAACGUAAGAUUCGCGAUGAUGUCCGUGCUCUUUUAGACGAACUUUGUUCCUCUGGCUUGAUACAUGCAAAAGCAAAAUGGAAGGACGUAUAUCCUCACAUCAAAGAAGAUUCUCGCUUUAAUGCCAUUCUUGGCCAACCUGGAUCUACCCCACUUGAACUAUUUUGGGAUAUGAUUUGUGAUCUUGAAGGAAAAUAUCGUUUUGACAAGCGGGUUGUUGGUAAUUAUAUCAAGGAUAAUAAAAUCGAUAUUACUCCAAAAAGCAAGUUUGAUGAAUUCAUUAAACAACAUAGUUCAAAACUAAGCCAAGUCAAUCGAUCUCAUCUACGGUAUAUAUUUGAAGACGCUUUUGCUCGAAUCAAGGAAGAAAAGAAGAAUCAUGAACGUAGACUACGAAAACGGAUGGAUGCAUUCAAAUCUUUGUUGAAACAUUUGCCGGGUACUCCAAUCAAAACGGAUGACGAGUUUUCCAACAUAAUGAGUCGAGUACAAGGCAAACCUGAAUAUGAUGCAUUGGACGCAAGUCAAAGACGCGAGGUAUUUGACAAAUAUAUUGUCAGACUCAAGGAAAACCAAAGCAAAGGUGCCGAUCCCAGUGACAUGGAUGACAUUGAAGAUGGAGAAGAUAUUGAAGAUGGAGAAGGGGAAGAUGAUGGUAAGCGUCGUAAAAUAAGUCGUAAUUCACGGGAUCGCAGACAAAACUAUCGCAGUAGACGAUCCCGAUCUAUAUCACCUCGAUCAAGUAAUGGCUCUGUUGAUGGAUAUCGUGACCGUAGUCGUACAGUUUCAAGUAAACGCAAGAACCGAUCUGUUUCUGGAUCGGAAUCCGAUAUAUCUGAUGGCCACCGCAGCUCCUCCAAUUACAAAAAGGAAAAGCGCUCCAGACAUUAUGAUGCUGAUCAUGAGGAAAGAUUUAGUCGGAGUGAGCGUUCUAAGCGGCAGGACAAGGCUCGUGAGUCUUCGACCGAGGAAGAAGGAGAGCUGCAUGCAUAA
Messenger RNA from Batrachochytrium dendrobatidis JAM81, 4242 nucleotides. RefSeq lists its product as uncharacterized. The coding region runs from base 82 to 4242 and encodes 1386 amino acids. The transcript has 20 exons. Gene Ontology annotation, cellular component: U2-type prespliceosome; U1 snRNP. NCBI's taxonomy places the organism in Eukaryota, Fungi, Chytridiomycota, Chytridiomycetes, Rhizophydiales. The record is from RefSeq and is a predicted model, not a curated record. Gene Ontology annotation, molecular function: RNA binding; ATP binding; protein binding. Gene Ontology annotation, biological process: cell surface receptor signaling pathway; mRNA cis splicing, via spliceosome; protein phosphorylation.